Athalia rosae (coleseed sawfly) is the source of this 960-nucleotide messenger RNA. RefSeq names its product survival motor neuron protein (gene Smn). Gene Ontology annotation, cellular component: nucleus; cytoplasm. The transcript has 6 exons. Gene Ontology annotation, molecular function: RNA binding. The record is from RefSeq and is a predicted model, not a curated record. Gene Ontology annotation, biological process: mRNA processing. NCBI's taxonomy places the organism in Eukaryota, Metazoa, Arthropoda, Insecta, Hymenoptera, Athaliidae. Bases 95 to 874 code for a protein of 259 amino acids.
UUUCCGGCACGUUGACAUCGGCGUGUAAUUGAAGAGACGAAAAAAUUGGUAUCAGUACGACUUUAAAACUAAUAAAAUCCUUUCGAAUUGAAAUAUGGCUGACGAGAGCGAUGUACUGUUCGUGAGAAGCAAUUCAAAAUCGAACAUGGCUGCGGCUAAUGAUGAUGUUUGGGAUGACACAGUUCUAAUAAAGGCUUACGAUAGAGCAGUCAAUUUAGCAAAAAAUAAAGUAGCUAAGCGUAUGGGAGUUGAGGCGCAGUCCACCUCUCAUGGUAAACAAGGUAAAACGCAAAAUCAAAAACAAAAUCGUCACGCAGCUAAGCCUUACAAGAAAUGGGUGGUAGGAUCCCCAUGCAGAGCUGUGUGGUCGGAGGAUGGUGAAGUAUAUGAAGCACAAAUUCAAAAAAUCUACGAAAACAGUGGAACCUGUCUUGUCAAGUUUAUAGGCUACGAUAACAUAGACAAAGUUGAAAUCAGCUCAUUAGCCGAGUCGCUGGGACUUGCGGCACAGGUAGCGCAAACCAAGGAAGCUAACGCAGAUAAAGUUAGCAACUCUUCAAUUGACCUGCAAGAAUCUGGGUCUAUCGGCAAUCCUGAAGUCACUCAUACAGGCGACGAGGUUGAGAUGGAGUGUGAAACUGAACCUCGAAAGUUUCCACAGUCGAGUAUCGCUGGAGGAACAUUGUUAGGAUUAUCAGCCGGUAUGAUCCCACCUGCACCACCUCUACCACCGCAAUUAAUGACCAGGCUACCUGAAAGUGACGAUGAUGCACUUUCCAGCAUGCUCAUGUCCUGGUACAUCAGUGGAUUUCACACCGGUUACUAUCACGGCAUAAAACAAGCCAAGGAAAAUCAGGAGAGGCGGAAAAAAUGACAAUGAUGCUGGUCUGAGAUUUUUUUUUUUAUUGAAUUGAAUUUUUUUUUAAUUAAGAUUUAUUAAUGAACUACAAUGAAUUCCAA